AUAGCUUGGUUUUUUCAGGGUGAACGUGGAUCUACAGAAGUUGUAGUUCACAAUCGAGUUUCUCGUUCACGCUUGUGUCUUUCAUGUAAGAACAAUCCGCCAUCAUGGGUCGUAUGCACGCUCCCGGAAAGGGUAUUUCCCAGUCAGCGCUACCCUACAGACGCAGUGUUCCGACGUGGCUUAAACUCACGCCAGAAGAUUGUAAAGAGCAUAUUUAUAAGCUGGCCAAGAAAGGUCUGACACCUUCUCAAAUAGGUGUGAUUCUCCGAGAUUCUCAUGGAGUGGCGCAAGUACGGUUUUUGACAGGUAACAAGAUUCUUCGUAUCCAGAAAGCGAUGGGACUAGCACCUGACCUACCCGAAGACCUAUACUACCUGAUCAAAAAGGCCGUAGCCAUCCGUAAGCAUUUGGAGCGCAACCGCAAGGAUAAAGACAGCAAGUUCCGCCUGAUCUUAGUCGAAUCAAGAAUCCACAGGCUCGCUCGUUAUUACAAAACCAAAAGCACACUUCCUCCAAAUUGGAAGUACGAAUCAUCGACCGCGAGCGCUCUUGUUGCAUAAGAAAUAUCCACUGAAAUUAUAUUUACAUCAAUAAAUUUUAUCAAGGGAUGUAAAUUCAAA
This is a messenger RNA of Athalia rosae (coleseed sawfly), 620 nucleotides long. It is a transcript of the gene RpS13, whose product is annotated as 40S ribosomal protein S13. Gene Ontology annotation, biological process: translation. NCBI's taxonomy places the organism in Eukaryota, Metazoa, Arthropoda, Insecta, Hymenoptera, Athaliidae. Bases 105 to 560 code for a protein of 151 amino acids. The transcript is spliced from 3 exons. The record is from RefSeq and is a predicted model, not a curated record. Gene Ontology annotation, cellular component: nucleolus; cytosolic small ribosomal subunit; ribosome. Gene Ontology annotation, molecular function: structural constituent of ribosome; small ribosomal subunit rRNA binding.